Molecule: messenger RNA, 1002 nt
Organism: Kwoniella shivajii
Lineage: Eukaryota; Fungi; Basidiomycota; Tremellomycetes; Tremellales; Cryptococcaceae
Exons: 9
Coding region: 1-1002 (333 amino acids)
Source: RefSeq, a predicted model, not a curated record
AUGCAAUAUGUUAGACUUGGAAAAAGUGGAUUGAAAGUCUCGAAUAUUAUCCUAGGGUGUAUGACUUAUGGAGUCAAGAGACCUAAAGAUAAUUGGACUUGGGUACUGGAAGAAGAAGAGGCUCUAAAACAUUUGAAACACGCUUAUGAUAGAGGUAUCAACACUUUCGAUACUGCCGAUACUUACUCUCAAGGAAACUCGGAACGUAUCUUGGGAAAAUUCUUGAAGACAUAUGAUAUACCAAGGGAAAGUGUAGUCAUUCUGACUAAAACUUACUUUGCAUGGGGAGAGGAGUCAUCAUAUGGUCCAGCUGGAUAUGUCAAUAACAAGGGAUUGUCAAGGAAGAGGAUAUUCGCUAGUAUCAAAGGAUCUCUGGAAAGGUUAGGUACAGAUUACGUCGAUUUAUUCCAAUGCCAUAGGUUCGAUAAAGAGACUCCCAUCGAAGAGACUAUGCAAGCUUUACAUGAUGUAGUACAGGCUGGACAUGCGAGAUAUAUCGGCAUGAGUAGUUGUUAUGCUUGGCAAUUUCAAUUGAUGCAACAAUACGCCAUCCAUAAUAAACUCACCCCAUUCAUAUCAAUGCAGAAUUACCAUAAUGCUAUUUACAGAGAGGAGGAAAGAGAAAUGAUGCCAAUGCUAAAACAUUUCGGUGUUGGAGUGAUUCCGUGGUCACCAUUGGGAGGAGGCACUUUGACAAGACCAGUUCAAAAUGAUAUUCAAACUGAUAGAGCAGAAUUCCAAAAAGGUUAUGGAGAAUUAUCCGAACCUGAUAAAUCGAUUGUAACAGCUAUAGAAUCCAUUUCAAAGAAAAGGGGUAUAUCAAUGGCUCAAGUGGCUUUAUCUUGGUCUUUAUCAAAAGAUUUUAUAAGUGCUCCCAUUAUAGGUACUACGUCUCUGGAUAAAUUAGAUGACUUGAUCCAAGGUUUGAAAGUUGAAUUGACUAAAGAAGAAGUUGAAGAAAUCGAUAAAGAUUAUAAAUCAAAACCUGUUUUUGGUCAUUAG